UAGUAAAGAGCGUUCUCUGGUGAAGGCAACGUUUGGCUGAUGAAUUUUAGUCACGAAUAUAUGGUAGCACAGCCCAAGGAUCUCUCUUUCUUUUAUAUGAAUCUAUUGUAACUUUCGUUUGGGAAUCUUUGAGUAGUUUUUGGUCAGAAUGGCAGAGGUUGAACGGUCAAGAAUACGUAGCGUAGUUCGGACUGUGAGGCAUUCUAAUUCACCAAGCACGAAAAUAACAAGAUCGCGGUCUCGAUCGAGAUCACCGGAUGAAAGAAGAAGGAAAGGUAAUGAGGACAAAGAGAACAGACACAGGAGUGAUGAUGAUGACGAGGAUGAAAAGGAAUAUCGUGGAAGAUUGCAACAAAGUGAUAGUGACAAUGACACAAGAUCCCAUCGUAGGAAGGAAAGAAAUAAAUAUGACUCUGAACGAUAUAGGGAGCGAGGAAGACUUGACAAGAGGAGAUAUCGCAGUGAUGAUGAUGAUGAUAGUGGUGGCCGACAUGAGGAUAGGGGAAGAAGGCAAGAACUUAGAUCUGAUAGAAGAAGGCGAGAGACACCUUCAGAUGAUGAAAGCCAUGACAAUCGCAAUCUGACAGAGAAACAAGGUAAAGAUGGUGAAAAGAGAGAACAAGCAGAAGGAGAAGAAACAACAGAGAAGACUGCUGAGCCAGAAAAGGCUGUGAAAAAGAAGACAAAUACAGACAAUCCACUCCUGACAAGAACAGGGGGAGCUUACAUUCCACCAGCAAGACUAAAAAUGAUGCAGGAAGGUAUUGAAGACAAAAGCAGUGAAGCGUAUCAGCGUCUAAGCUGGGAAGCUCUGAAGAAAAGUAUCAAUGGUCUUGUUAACAAGGUUAACACGUCAAACAUUGGCAAUAUUGUUCGAGAGCUUUUCCAAGAAAACAUUGUGAGAGGAAGGGGUGUCCUUUGUCAAUCAAUUGUCAGAGCACAGGCAGCAUCACCCACAUUCACCCAUGUUUAUGCUGCACUUGUGGCCAUCCUGAACACAAAGUUUCCCAAAAAUGGUGAACUUCUGUUGCGUCGGCUUGUGCUGCAGUUUAGGAGAGCUUACAGAAGAAAUGAUAAAGUAGGUUAUCUUUAAAAUAUGAUUCACAUUGUCCACCAUUUAAGUUAUCAGCAAAUUGCCCACGAGCUUGUAGCAUUGGAGAUCCUGACUCUGCUGCUACACAAACCCACAGAUGAUAGUGUUGAAGUUGCAAUUGGGUUCUUGAAAGAAGUUGGAAUGAAAUUAACUGAAGUAUCUUCCAGAGGUGUUCAUGCUGUGUUUGAGAGGCUUCGCAACAUUCUCCACAAUACAGAAAUUGACAAGCGAGUUCAGUACAUGAUUGAAGUGAUGUUUGCAAUCAGAAAGGAUGGUUUUAAGGAUCAUGUUGCAGUACCUGAAGAACUUGACCUUGUUGAAGAAGAAGACCAAAUCACUCAUUUAUUGCGGUUGGAGGAAGCAUCAAAUCCAGAGGACAUUUUAAAUGUCUUCAAAUUUGAUCCAAAUUUCUUGGAAAAUGAAGAGAAAUACAAAGAAAUCAGAAGAGAUAUUCUUGGAGAAGGAGACUCAGAUGAUUCUUCUGAUGGUGAUGACGAUGAUGAUGAUGAUGAUGAUGAUGAUGAUGAUGACGAAGGCGAAGGCCAAGAUGACAAAAAAAUGGAGAUUAUAGAUCACACUGAAACAAAUCUUGUAGCUUUAAGAAGAACAAUAUACCUUACCAUUCAGUCCAGUUUGGACUAUGAGGAAUGUGCUCACAAACUGCUGAAGAUGCAAAUCAAACCAGAACAAAUGUCUGAGUUCUGUACAAUGGUCAUAGAUUGUUGUUCUCAACAAAGAUCUUAUGAGAAGUUCUUUGGUCUCCUGGCCCAGCGGUUCUGCCAGCUCAAUAAAGAGUUCAUGGAAGAGUAUCUCAAGGCUUUUCAGGAACAAUACGAAACAAUCCAUCGCCUUGAGACAAACAAACUUAGGAACGUGGCUAAGUUCUUUGCUCAUCUUCUCUUCACUGAUGCCAUCCCUUGGACGGUGCUAGAUUGUAUCAAACUUAAUGAAGACGAAACCACAUCUUCUAGCCGUGUUUUUAUAAAGAUCCUGUUCCAAGAGUUGGCCGAAUACAUGGGUCUUCCCAAACUCAACGAACGACUUAAGGAUCCGUUCCUGGCGCAAUAUUUCGAAGGAGUCUUCCCCCGCGACAAUCCACGCAACACUCGGUUUUCAAUCAAUUUCUUCACCUCAAUUGGUCUUGGUGGUAUCACAGACGAGCUGAGAGAGCAUUUGAAAAACGCUCCUAAAAUGAUCAUGUCUCAGCAGAGGCCUGGUGCGAGUGAUAGUGACUCGGAUUCUUCAGACGACAGUGACAGUGAAGAUAGUUCAAGUUCGGAAGAUACUUCCGAAGAAUCUCCGGAGUCUUCUGAAGACUCCUCGGACGAUGAUCGUAAGAAGAAAAGGCAUGAGAAGAAACAUUCGUUACGGAAGAAGAAGAAAGAAUCGGGUUCCAAGAAGAAAGAAUCGGAUUCCAAGAAGAAAGAAUCGGAUUCCAAGAAGAAAGAAUCGGAUUCCAAGAAGAAAGAAUCGGAUUCCAAGAAGAAAGAAUCGGAUUCCAAGAGACGCAAGAAAAGGCGAUGAAAGUAUUAAGCUGAGAUUAGAGGGAAUAAUUUUUAAUGAGUUUGUGCUCGUUACUCACACGUGCUCUCCAAUAAGUUUCAUCGUUUUGGAGAAACAAAAGACAGUGGAGACUUGAGGCGAGACUGUAAUAAGUAGGGUGGAGUGACCUUCUUCCCCUCCUUUUCUCUCCUCCCCUCCAUUCCUUCCCUUUCUUUGUGCCUAUCCAACUUAAGAAGCAGGCUGAGUUAGGUGUAACCUUUUACACCCUAACAUCAGAAUACAUAUUCUCCAUACUAUUCUCUAUACAUUUCCUAGGGUGCUGACAAGGA
This is a messenger RNA of Stylophora pistillata, 2925 nucleotides long. RefSeq names its product pre-mRNA-splicing factor CWC22 homolog. Lineage: Eukaryota; Metazoa; Cnidaria; Anthozoa; Scleractinia; Pocilloporidae. Gene Ontology annotation, biological process: mRNA splicing, via spliceosome. Gene Ontology annotation, cellular component: catalytic step 2 spliceosome. Gene Ontology annotation, molecular function: protein binding; RNA binding. The record is from RefSeq and is a predicted model, not a curated record.